UAUGUCCAUGAACAGGACGCACAGAAGAAAAAGAGCAGGACGCACAGCGUUUGUCGCGCGUUGAUGACGUAACCAGUAACCAAAUAUUUGUAAAAGUAACGUAAAUAUUCUUGAAACAUUGUAUUAGUGACAUCGACAGUUUUUGCAGCAGACUUAAGGAGAUGUCAUCUCUGUGUGGCACCAGCGAUGGCUUUCAAGAUGCACGACAGGAGGCUCCGUCGAAGGAGGAGUCGGAGCACCCCCGCGUUCUCAUUCCUGAGCUGUGCCGACUCUUCUACCAGCUGGGCUGGGUGACGGGGACGGGCGGAGGCAUCAGUCUGAGACGAGGGGAGCAGAUCUACGUCGCCCCGUCAGGCGUCCAGAAGGAGCGAAUACAGCCAGAAGACAUGUUUGUGUGCGACGUGCAGGAGCGAGACAUCAGCUGUCCACCUGCGUGGAAGAAGCUGAAGAAGAGCCAGUGUACGCCGCUCUUCAUGAACGCCUAUACGCUGAGAGGUGCACAGGCAGUUAUACACACCCACUCCAAGGCUGCUGUCAUGGCAACGCUCCUGUUUCCUGGCAAAGAGUUCAGGAUAACCCACCAGGAGAUGAUCAAGGGGAUUCGUAAGGGCACCUCAGGCACCAACUAUCGGUAUGAUGACACCUUGUGUGUGCCUAUAAUUGAAAACACACCGGAGGAGAAGGAUCUGAAAGACCGCAUGGCUCACGCAAUGGAGGAAUAUCCAGACUCGUGCGCCGUCCUCGUCCGCAGACACGGCGUCUACGUCUGGGGCGAAUCGUGGGAAAAAGCCAAGACCAUGUGUGAGUGCUACGACUACCUGUUUGACGUUGCUGUGCAGAUGACGCAGUGUGGACUGGACCCCUCGGCGGCGCCGGUGGAACAAAACGGAAUAGUUUGACAACCUCCUUUGCUUUAAAGCCACUUUUGUUGAUGAAGGGUCAUUAGGUCAAUCAGGAGAGGAGGUUAUAAUUAUUUGCCUUUCACAGAGGCCUGCUUCAAAUUUGAUGAAAUUUGGAGGUGAGGGCAGAUUGAGGGUUAAAGGAGGGUAUAGGCCUGUGAUCCCUUUUAAAGGUUCUAUAGACCGGAACCACAUCACUGAUGUACCUGUAACUGUCAAUACAAGCAGUUCAUUGUGACAAUAAAAAUAGCAUCAUGCA
Betta splendens (Siamese fighting fish) is the source of this 1158-nucleotide messenger RNA. RefSeq names its product APAF1 interacting protein (gene apip). Bases 162 to 899 code for a protein of 245 amino acids. Gene Ontology annotation, molecular function: methylthioribulose 1-phosphate dehydratase activity; metal ion binding. The record is from RefSeq and is a predicted model, not a curated record. NCBI's taxonomy places the organism in Eukaryota, Metazoa, Chordata, Actinopteri, Anabantiformes, Osphronemidae. Gene Ontology annotation, cellular component: cytoplasm. The transcript is spliced from 8 exons.